Messenger RNA from Canis lupus familiaris (dog), 1613 nucleotides. It is a transcript of the gene TIPE3, whose product is annotated as TNF alpha induced protein 8 like 3. Gene Ontology annotation, biological process: regulation of apoptotic process. The record is from RefSeq and is a predicted model, not a curated record. NCBI's taxonomy places the organism in Eukaryota, Metazoa, Chordata, Mammalia, Carnivora, Canidae. Gene Ontology annotation, cellular component: cytoplasm.
CCCGCCCCGAGCGCGCCGCGGCAGCCGGAGCCCGGACCGGCCCCGAGCGCCCCGCAGACGGGCGGGCGGCUGUGACCGUCCGGCCAGCAGCCCGCAGCAUGGAUUCGGAUUCCGGCGAGCAGAGCGAGGGCGAGCCCGUGACCGCCGCAGGUCCUGAUGUUUUUAGUUCCAAGAACCUUGCUCUUCAAGCCCAGAAGAAGAUCUUGAGCAAAAUAGCCAGCAAAACCAUGGCAAACAUGUUGAUUGAUGACACCAGCAGCGAGAUCUUUGAUGAGCUCUACAAAGUCACCAAAGAGCACACCCACAACAAGAAGGAAGCCCACAAGAUCAUGAAAGACUUGAUCAAGGUGGCAGUCAAAAUUGGAAUCCUCUACCGGCACAACCAGUUCAGCCAGGAGGAGGUUGUUAUCGUGGAGAAGCUCAGGAAGAAGCUAAACCAGACCGCCAUGACCAUCGUCAGCUUCUAUGAGGUGGAAUACACCUUUGAUAGGAACGUGCUGUCCAAGCUCCUGCAUGAGUGCAAGGACCUGGUGCAUGAACUGGUGCAGCGACACCUGACGCCUAGAACCCACGGGCGCAUCAACCACGUCUUCAACCACUUUGCCGAUGUGGAGUUCCUCUCCACCCUUUAUAGUCUGGAUGGAGACUGUAGGCCCAACCUCAAGAGGAUUUGUGAAGGAAUCAACAAAUUGCUAGAUGAGAAAGUCCUCUGAAUGCCUUCUCUCCUCCUGGACUUUGCUGAGUUCCGGUUCUAGCAGCCAGUGUGGUCCAGGUUAGAAUCAAGACAACAGGACACCUUGUCGAAGAUGCCCAUGUUCUGCCCUAUUUACCUGUCUGAUACUGAUGCCAGAUUUCACUCAGGUGUGCUUAUCCCCUGAGCUCACUGACCAGGUCUGUACUUUGAAUCUCCUUGGUUUGCCAGCCCAAAGGACAUUUCAUCUAUUCUAAGUGGAAGGCUGUUGUGCUCAUCAACGUGAGCUCAGUUCAUCUAGUGGAGCAGAAGGAGCCCUGGACCAGAAGUUGAAGGGCAUGGAUUUGGUUCCCAGCCUCACCAGUAGAGCCAUCCUCGGGAUCCCAGAACCACGAUGCCCGCCUGCCCACCUCCCAGGGCUGCUGUGAGGUUCAAUGCUUUUGAAAACUCUAACAUAAGGUCUUGUUAUUUUCUCUCUGGAGUGUGAGAGGGAUCAACCUGGAUCUAGACUACUAAGCAGCAGAGAAGAAAAGAAUAAUAGCAUCUAGUGGGCUGGGUUUACAGUCUGUCUCUAGACGUGCUGUUUCAAAUACAAAUGAAUACAAAAGUGUGAAAAAGCAUAGCUGCAAAUUGGAAAGAUGUUUUCCAAGAGCUGUAUUUUUUAGGCCCUAGAUGCGGGUUUAUGAUCCUGCAGAGGGAGGCUUUCCAGUGGGUUGGGGGUGCGGAGAGAGUUGCCCCCUCCUGACACAGGGGCAGAAAACUAUGCUCCCUUUAGACCUGGCCUCCCCCUCUGAGGGGCGCCAUCCUCGAGGUGCAGGAGGGCACACAGAAUGGACCCCUAUCCAUCUCACCUAGCCGUUCACAGUCACUUUGCGCUAAUUUCUUUGGUUCAUUAAUAAAUUGAAAACUACCCUUCAAACAA